AUGGUGGCAGAAGGUAUUGCUGUAAGUGGCUUAGACGAAGAAGAAAGCGAUCAGGAUUCGAUUGUAGUUGAUGGUGAAGAAGAAGACGACGAAAUGGAAGAAAGCGACGACAUUGAGAGCAAGGAUUUUGACCAGGAAGUGGAUGCUAGUGACUGCAUUGUUUAUCAAAUUAGAAGCACACUUCGAUCAAGCCAAAUGUCAAGCCACGAAGCCAGAAAGAUAGCAAAGAAACGUAAGGCCAAGUCGGGACGUAGCGAGCGCUGGAAUCGCCGUCGAAAGAUUGCAAAUGUGAUGAAAGAAGCAGAUUUGGAUGAAGGUACACGAAAAGCUCGUGAGGCAGAAGCAAAGCGAGCGCAGCGAAUUGAUGCAAUUUUGGGAAAAUUUUCAGCCUUGUCAGACGAUCAACUUUUGGUGCCGGAUAAGAAGGAAAAGAAAAAGUUAUGUCUAAAUCCUACAGCAGGUGAAAUGCCAACAGGUGAAGAAGGGCACGAAAAUGCUCCAAUUUAUGUGUACAAUGAUCUUGUCGAUAAACUCAAGCCUCACCAGGUUGACGGUGUGAGAUUUUUGUGGGCUCAUGUUGCAGUGGAACCGGUUGGUUUUGGGUGUGUGCUGGCAGAUUUUAUGGGUCUGGGUAAGACAUUGCAAGUAAUAACAACGGCACAGGCGUUUUUGUCGAAGAAUACGUUGGAUGAGAAUGGUCAAUUGAAGCAGAGACAUAAGCACGUGCUCAUCCUUGCCCCGACAAUUUGUGUCCGAAAUUGGGAAGCUGAGAUCGUCAAGUGGCUCGGCAAAAAGGAAGCCCGACGCCUAGGACUAUUUACGCUGGAGUCAAGCCGAGAAAAGAAAAUGAGUGAUCGCGUGUUUGUUGUCAAAAAAUGGUAUAAGCGCGGUGGAAUUUUAAUCAUGGGCUACGAGCUCUAUCGCCUUUUGGUAUUGCAGUCUAGCGGUGAGGAAAAGAUUGCCGCGGGAAACCAGAAGUACGCACAUUUGAUAAAACAGGUAUACUCAUGUUUAAGCAAUCCGGGACCCGAUCUUAUUGUUUUGGAUGAAGGCCAUCGUGUUCGUAAUCACAAGUCAAAAAUGGUGAAAGCCUUGGCUCACGUUAAAACAACGCGACGCAUUAUUUUGACGGGAUACCCACUCCAGAAUCACUUGGAGGAAUACUGGACAAUGGUAAAUUUUGCUCGACCGGACUAUCUUGGUUCCUUGGAUGAAUUUAAAAACCGAUAUGUAGCCCCAAUCACAAACGGACAAUGCAUUGAUAGCUCCGAAGCUGAUUUGCGUCUGGCCCGGCACCGCGCCUUUGUUUUAACGCGCGAGCUGAGGCCUUUGGUACUGCGUCGUGAUCAACAAUAUCUUUUUAAACAGCUACCACCUAAGAAGGAAUAUGUGUUGAUGUGCAAAUUAACUGACGCACAAGCACAGUUGUACCGUGAAUUUCUAAAACAUGGUGUUCCAACUCGUGGUGACUCAGAUCAGGUGGACGUCCUUGGUGGCUACCAUAUUGCACUAGCUAUCUCGAACCACCCCGACGUCAUAUGUGAAACGUACAAGAAGCUUGAGAAAGAGGAGCAUAACGGAGCUUGUCGGAAAUCAAAACGUCAUGGCGUCUUGGACAUUUUUGGGAUUGAAGAUGGCGGAAACGAUUUUGAUCCAUACAAUAGUGGCCCGAGUCACGUUGCUACCAGGUCCAGUACAUCUGAAACUUUUUUACUAGCGAAGUCGCACGGUCUGCGCGACAUCGACGCCGACAUUAAUGCCAAUGAAGUUGAAGACGGUGAGUCCGCGCUUCCUAUUACGGUAAAGUUGGGUAGCACGGCUGUGCCAAAGCCCAAGCGGACACCUGCUGCGAGAUGUCAUCGUUUGAAAUUUGCUCGGCAUUUUAUGGAAGAUUAUGUCCCGAAUCAGCUUGAAUCGAGUGGCAAGAUGAUGAUUCUUAUGGAACUUUUGUCAGUGUGUCAGAGCGUCGGCGACCGUGUGAUCAUAUUUUCGCAGAGCAUUCCUACACUGGAUUCUAUUGGAGCAGCAAUUUCUAAGCACAACAGGCAUCAACGCCGCCACGCAAAACGCUUUAGUUUUUUGCGUAUUGACGGAAGUACGACCCAGUCAGACAGAUUUCGUCAAAUCGCUCAGUUUAACGACCUUGCAGAGGACGUUGAUCUAAUAAUGAUAUCGACGAAAGCAGGCGGCGAAGGAAUCAACCUUUGCGCUGGCAACCGAGUUAUCAUUUUUGAUGUGUGCUGGAACCCAUGCAACGAUGCCCAGUCUAUGUGCCGAUCAUACCGUUUCGGUCAGACAAAACCCGUGUUUGUAUAUCGGUUUGUGACGGUGGGGACGAUGGAAAAGAAGGUAUACGACUUGCAAAUUCGUAAAGAAGGCGUUGCUAAACGUAUAGUGGAUGAGAAGACGACCGAGAGAAAGUUCAUGUCAUCUGAGCUGCAAAAAGUAUUUUAG
Messenger RNA from Peronospora belbahrii, 2454 nucleotides. The record is from the annotation of a GenBank genome assembly. Lineage: Eukaryota; Oomycota; Peronosporomycetes; Peronosporales; Peronosporaceae.